AUGGAUGAAGAACCCGACGAAGAGUCACCGUCGCGCAUCGCGCGUUCUCGAUCGUGUGAGCCACCUGGCUCAACUGCGCGAAGUCGUGAAUCACGGGGAUCUUUAUGGAUGUCAGUGGGAGUUCAUGUCGAUACUUCCAGAAGACGUCGGAUGUCGAAGGCGAGACGCGAGUCGCAGAGCAUCGAGCUGUCAUCUCUCGCUCCCGGCACCCGCGUCAUGUUUCUCCUGAAGGAAAAAGAGAAUACACCGGCUCUUUUCACGGAAAUGGGAGAGUUGAAUAACGACGAGUGGAGAGAAACCGCGAGAUGGGUGAAAUUCGAAGAAGACGUCGAACAAGGUGGAAACAGAUGGUCGAAGCCUCACGUCGCCACACUAUCACUUCAUUCGCUGUUUCAGUUGAGAAGUUGCAUUAUGAAUGGACUGUUUUUGAAUGAUAUGCCAGAGAGUGAUAUUCCAUCGAUUUUCAACUCUGUAAUCGAACACCUAGUCAAAAGUGGAGACUUGCCAGCAGAAAAUCGCGAGGAACUCCGUGAAAUUCUUCUCCGAAAACACGUCCAUCAGUAUGAACAAGCGAAAAAGAAUGGAGCCGGAGGCGAGAAAGGAGGAUUCCUCAGCACAGUUCGCUCAAUUUCUGACAUAGGAAAAUCGUUUUCACAUGGGAAGAAUUUAUCGAAAAUUGAAGAGAAACCAGAAGGACCAGUGACGACACAAACAGCUGGAGCACCUUCAGGAUCAGCCAAUCAGCUCACUCUUCCAACGGUUGAAUCAGUGCCAAAGGACAUUUCAAAUGAGGAAUCAUCUAAAGGAAAUCUUCAUUUUCUCAAAAAACUGCCCGUCGGAGUUGAAGCUAGCAACGUUUUGAUAGGAGAAGUCGAGUUUUUGACUCGUCACAUUUGCUGCUUCAUCCGGCUGAAGAAUGCCAAUCAAUUGGGUGAUUUGACUGAAGUUCCAGUACCAACUCGCUUCAUUUUCCUUCUUCUCGGUCCAACUGGACAUGGACCACAGUACAGAGAAAUCGGUAGAGCAAUCGCCACACUUAUGGCCGAUGAAAUCUUCCAUGACGUCGCUUACGGAGCACGUGAUGUUGAUGAUUUGUUGGAUGGUAUCGACGAGUUCCUGGAUCAAGUUACAGUACUCCCACCAGGAGAAUGGGAUCCAAAUAUUCGUAUUGAGCCACCAACGAAACUUCCAUCUCAAGAGAAGAGAAAGCAGAUUGGAAAAGAGCUUCUCGUAGAGCCAUCAUCUCAUAAACCAGUCAAGAAAAUGAUUGAAGAAGAAGAAGAACACUCACAUGGAGAUGAUCCAGCACUGAAAAGAACUGGAAAACUAUUCGGAGGACUCGUUCUGGAUAUCAAGAGAAAAGCACCACAUUUUGUGUCUGAUUUCACAGAUGCAUUCAAUAUGCAAUGUCUCGCUUCGAUUUGUUUUAUGUAUUUCGGUUUGUUGGCUCCAAUUGUUACUUUCGGAGGACUUCUCGAAGAAGCAACACAUCAGAGAAUGGCUGCAAUGGAGAAUCUGUUCGGUGGAGCACUUUGUGGUGUCAUCUACCAUUUCUUCGCUGGUCAACCCCUCACUAUCGUCGGUUCCACCGGACCUGUCCUCGUAUUCGAAACCAUCGUGUUCGAUUUCUGCACCAGAAUCGGAAUUAACUAUCUGAGUUUCCGUGUCUGGGUUCACGUAUGGACAGCGUUGAUUAUAUUCCUGAUGGUUGUGACUGAUGCAUCGUCUCUCGUCUCCUUCAUCACUCGUUUCACCGAAGAAUCAUUCGCCACGUUGAUUGCUGUCAUCUUCAUUUAUGAAGCAAUUAUGAAGUUGGUCAAGAUUAAAGGACAGCUCGAUAAUAUCAAUUACUCACGUGAAUUCGUUGAAGGAGGAUUCUGUUCGUGUGUGGCACCAAUUGGAAAACCCAGUGUCUCCCUCGACCACGCUCGUUCCGUCAUCAACGAGAGAGGACUUCGUAUCCCCAACAACUCCACAUUCAUCGAUUACUCUGCCGCAAGUCUCGCCGAAUGCCGUUCAAUUGGAGGAGUCUACGAUGGAACUACCUGCUUCCCACUCUAUGAUAAACUUCUUAUGUCAAUCCUCUUGACUGUCGGAACCUUCUUCUUGGCUACCACCCUUAAAAAGAUGCGUAACUCCUGCUACUUCCCAUCUCGUGUCCGUCAACUUCUAUCUGAUUUCGCUGUCAUGAUCGCAAUUGUUUCAAUGACUUUCGUAGAUAUCGCUGUUGGUGUGAACACACCAAAGUUGAAUGUGCCAAGUACUUUCAGACCAACUUGGGAAGGACGUGGAUGGUUCAUUGCUCCAUUUGACGGAAAUCAAUGGUGGACCGCCCCUCUUGCUCUUCUUCCAGCACUUCUCGCAUGUAUUCUCAUAUUCAUGGAUCAACAAAUCACAACUGUCAUCGUUAACCGAAAAGAGAAUAAGUUGAAGAAGGGAUGUGGAUACCAUUUGGAUCUUCUCGUUCUUUCUAUUUCUAUCCUUAUGGUUGGAUUCCUUGGAUUACCUAUCUAUGUCGCUGCCACUGUGCUUUCAAUCAAUCACAUCAACUCAUUGAAAGUGGAAUCAGAAUGUAAAGCGCCCGGAGAAGUCGCUCAAUUCGUUGGAGUUCGUGAGCAACGUGUCACUGGAAUAGUCACUUUCUUGAUCAUCGGACUCUCUGUCUUGGCUACAAACGUCCUCGGUCGUAUUCCAAUGCCUGUUCUCUACGGAGUCUUCCUCUACAUGGGUAUCUCGGCUCUCGGUGGAAUUCAACUAUUCGAUCGUACUCUCUUGCUGUUCAUGCCAAUGAAAUAUCAACCAGAUACUAUCUACAUCCGUCAUGUGCCAAUUAGAAAGAUCCAUUUGUUCACUGCCUUCCAAAUUGGAUGUCUCGCACUUCUUUGGGUUAUCAAGUCGAUCAAGUCUACAUCCAUUUUGUUCCCAAUUAUGCUUGUCGUAAUGGUUGCUAUCAGAAAAAUGAUGGAGAAAGCGUUCACUACAACUGACUUGAAAUAUCUAGAUGAUCCAAUGCCAGAUUUCCAUUUGAGAAAGAAGGAAGAUGCAAAGAGACGUCAGAGUGAAGGAGAAGCCGUUGAGAUAGAAUUCGACAAUGAGAACCAGGCAACAAUACACGCCGUGAAGACAGAAGCUCAUCUUCACAUCCCAAUGGCAUCGGGAAAUGUCAUCAAAAUCCCAUUGGCUGCUAUUCAAGAACCAUCUCAUUCGAUCAACUUGACAAAGGAAGUGAAUAACAGUGGAAUGUGGAAGCACAUCUCAUCUGCCGACUCGAAAAACUCACUUGUUAGAGAUGUUCCAGCUUCAUCGGAGCCGACUACAAGUAGAGAAGGGGCUCCGAUUGAGCAACCAGAAGAUGAUGAUGACCCGAUUAUGAUUAAGGUAAUUCGCCCAUCUCCACACACAUCUACACAAAAUCUGGCUGAAAACACUCCACUCCUGAAGGAAGAACCGAAAGAACCUCAUCCGGAUGAGCCAAAAGUGUGA
This is a messenger RNA of Caenorhabditis remanei, 3483 nucleotides long. RefSeq lists its product as uncharacterized. Bases 1 to 3483 code for a protein of 1160 amino acids. Gene Ontology annotation, cellular component: plasma membrane. Gene Ontology annotation, biological process: bicarbonate transport; transmembrane transport; monoatomic anion transport. The record is from RefSeq and is a predicted model, not a curated record. Gene Ontology annotation, molecular function: sodium:bicarbonate symporter activity; solute:inorganic anion antiporter activity; monoatomic anion transmembrane transporter activity. The transcript has 9 exons. NCBI's taxonomy places the organism in Eukaryota, Metazoa, Nematoda, Chromadorea, Rhabditida, Rhabditidae.